AAAAGUGACGCUGACACACAUACAUACAAGCCUGAGCCGAGAAGGGGGAAUAGCGUUUUGUUUCUUUUUUCUUUAAUUUGUAUCCUUUUAUUCUUUGGCGUUGUGUUGUUACUUCGCUGAAUUCCUGCAACGACUAUCAACUGCCUCGCUCCUCAGCUCGUGCUCUCUAUAGUUAACGUUCAUGCCGCUCUCCCCUCACGCGGCGCUAUUUUGACAGUCGGGGUCGCAGCUAGCAGCUCCAUUAUUUUAGCAUUGACACUACUUGAAGGAUUCUCCACUCGGUACAUACGGACAGGAAAGUGGGCUCCUGACUGGAGGACAGACCAUGCUGCUGCACUGAGCCGGAGGGAGAGAAAAGAGAGAGGCACCCCGGAGGACGCUGAGGUGGUAGCUGGCCUGUUGGUGUGCCCCUCCCCCUUGCCUGACUGGCUAGCUGCUGCCUCUUCAGUUCACCUGAUCGCUCCCCAUCCCGAAGGCUGAGGCUGGCUAUGGACUGCGCUUCGCCCCCUGCUGCAGCCCAGCCCAGUACACUACCUUAGUGGGUUCCCCUAUCUUCCUGCGUGGUUCCCUCCAGACUCACUGUACGGAGUACAGCACAGAUCUGGUACCCCCUACAGCCACUCCUGGGUUCUCCACCCCACCCCGUCCCCUACUCCCAGCCUCUCCCCUUCCCCUGAGAAGAUGUCGGUGAGCCUGAUAACAGACAUCCAGCAGGAGGGAGAGAGUGGGCCGCUCAUCGAGCCCUGCAGUCGAGGAAAGACCUCCCCUCUGCCACAGGGAACUAAAGAAGGGACAGGAGAGGGCCUGGAGCCGGAGGACAGCUCCCCACAGGAUGCACAGAAACGGGCUCCCAAUCACAGCCAUGGAAGGAAAAGGGCCAAGUCUAAUGCCAAGCUGAAGCUGGUACGGAGUCUGGCAGUAUGUGAGGAGUCCUCCGGUCCGUUCUCCACUGAUGGCCCUCCAGAAUCGGAAAUUAUCCAGCUUCACAUCAGCUGUCCGUCAGACAAGGAGGAGGAGAAGUCCUCAAAGGACGAGUAUGAGAAUGAAGAGAAGGAGAAGAAGGACAAGGCUCCACGGAAGAUGUUGUCACGUGACUCCAGUCAGGAAUACACUGACUCCACUGGCAUUGAUGUCCAUGAGUUUCUGGUCAACACACUGAAGAACAAUCCCAGGGAUCGAAUGAUGCUGCUCAAACUAGAACAAGAUAUCCUGGAGUUCAUUAAUGACGACAAUAACCAGUAUAAGAAGUUUCCUCAGAUGACGUCCUAUCACCGCAUGCUGCUUCACCGCGUGGCGGCCUACUUCGGCAUGGACCACAACGUGGAUCAGACGGGAAAGGCUGUCAUCAUUAACAAGACGGGCAACACUCGCAUCCCAGAACAAAGAUUCUCUGAACACAUCAAAGAUGAACGUAACAUGGACUUCCAGAAGAAAUUCAUCCUGAAGAGAGAUGAUGCCAGCAUGGACAAGGAUGAUAAUCAGAUCCGCGUGCCGCUGCAGGACGGGCGACGUAGCAAGUCCAUUGAAGAGCGAGAGGAAGAGUAUCAGCGGGUACGAGAUAGGAUCUUUGCCCGAGAAGUGUCCUUUUUCUUACAGUCCUCUCAAAAUGGAUACAUCAAUGACAACAGACUUUCCACUGAGGGCUACUGCUCUAGCUCUCAAAAGAGGAGGCAGAUCUUUAGAGGGAACCGUGAGAGCUCCAGCCGGGCGUCUAGCAGUCGUCAAAGCAGCACAGACAGUGACAUGAAGUGCCUGGAGCCACGGCCCUGGAGCAGCACCGACUCAGACAGCUCCAACCGCACCCUCCGGCCACCCGUCACCAAGGCUAGCAGCUUCUCUGGCAUCUCCAUCCUCACCAGAGGGGAUAGCCUUGGCAGCAACAAAGGCUCACAGGGAAGCUGCAAAGGCUCUCGCUCUGGUCUGUCCCUAGUCAGUCCUGAUGUGUGUCCUCCGCCUGCAGCCUCCCAGUCCAGCCGUAGCCUUCUUCCCUCCCCGUCACAGCAGCCGCAGCCCCAGGUUCCGCCCCAGACCGCCCUGCUGCCCACCCCACAGCAGCACCCCAUGGGAAACCACAUGAUUGCUCAGCCGGUGGCCACUCUGCAGCCCUCUCAGCCUGUCUCCUACUCCAGCCCCUCCUGCCCCCAGGUUCUCCUGCCAGUGUCUCCUCCCCAGCAGUACACAAUGGGAGAAGAUCUGGCGCCACAGUUCACCCAGAUGACUCUGAGUCGGCAGGGCUCCAGUGAGAACCCUGAGCCCCCCCCCAUGUAUCAGCCUCCUCCCACGGUGCUGACUCAGCACCCGCCUCCUCAGACCGGCUACAUCAUGGCUACCACGGGUCAGCCUAUGGCGCCUCCGUCUGGCUAUCAGCCUGCCACUGGACACCCCCAUCCUCCACCUCCACCACCUCCUCCAUCCCAGACCGUCAUGCAGGCCCCGCCCCCCCCACAGGGCUACAUGCAGGCCCCUCCACCUCAACAGAUACAGGUGUCAUACUACCCUCCUGGUCAGUAUCCCAGCUCAGGCCAGCAGUACCGUGUGCCCCAGCCCAUCUCCCACCAGGUGUCUUAUCCUGCGCAGCGCACACAAACCAUGCCUCAGCCCACACAGCAGUCAGGUCUCCAGACCAUGAUGCCCAGCCAGCAGCCGAGCUACCAGGGCAUGAUGGGAGUGCAGCAGCCCCAGAACCCCGGCCUGCUCAAUUCCCAGAGGGCCGGCAUGGGAGGACAGAUGCAGAGCAUAAUGGUUCAGUACCCGCAGAUGCCAUCAUAUCAGGUACCAGUGGGAAAUGAGAGCCAGCAGGUGGUGCAGCAGCAGUACCAGCAGCAGGUGAUGGUGCCGGUCAGCCAGUCGGUCCAGGGCCCCAUGCCCGUCUACUACAGUGUUAUCACCCCCACACAGCAGAGCAGCACAAGCCCGUCAGUCAGCUACCUGCAGCCCCCCAGCUCUGAGCAGUAUCAAAUCACUCAGUCGCCGUCCCCUUGCAACCCUCAACAGUUGCAGCAGCAAUAUUCAGGCGUUCCUCCUCCUGGGCCCGGGGUGAUGGUCAUGCAGCUCAGCGUCCCCAACGGACCGCAGCCUUCCCAGAACCCCCCCCUGGUCCAGUGGAACCCGUGCAAAUACUACAGCAUCGAGCAGAGGCCCAGCAAACCGGGCGAGCUCUACAAACCAGACAACACUCCACAGGCCAGCACCCAGCUGACGAGUCCCCUGGCCUCCCCCACUCAGUCUCCCACCCCGUCUCCCUCCGGCAGCGUCAGCAGCGUCUGUCCCGGCCUGGGACCACUACCCCUCAUUUCACAGUUCCCCCGGCCCGGAGGACCAGCUCAAGGUGAUGGGCGCUACUCCCUGCUGGGGCAGCCUCUCCAGUACAGCCUGUGCCCCCCCCUCAUGCAUGGCCAGUCCUCCUACAGCUCCCAUCAGGGCCAAGGAGUAAUGAAACACGGGGCACGAGGGAAAAAACAAACACUCAAAUCUCAAUCAACAGACCUCGGCACCACUGAUGUUGUGGUGAGUCGAGUCCUGGAGGUGACGGACCUGCCGGAGGGGAUCUCCCGACCGGAGGCUGAGAAGCUCUUCAACCAGCUGUCCAUGUGCGGUGCCAAGAUCCAGUGGCUGAAGGAGCCCCAGGGAGGUCGGGGAGGGGGCUGUGGCCCUUGUCCCGGGGGGGGGCCUGCAGGGCCAGGUGCCGCCGCCGGCCUCGGGGCCUGCAUGGGGGGGAAGGGAGUCGACCCGGCUCACCUCUACACCGUCGUGGCCGUGUUCCCCAGCACCAUGGCCGCCCAGAGUGCUUCCUUCAAACUUAACAACAGCGGAGCCAGCCUCUUCAAACUGAGGGCCGCCAAAAAGAACUAUGACCUGCGCGUGCUGGAGAGGGCCAGCUCUCAGUGAGGGGGGGAGAGGGGGAGGCAGGACAGAGUGGAAGAGACAGACAGAAAGAGAGACUCUUGGUGGAGUGGUGGAACAGGAAGGAGAACUGAGGCGGACUGCUCUUAUUGUACAAUUUAAAAACAAAACAAAAAAAAUGUACUUGAGUUUAAUGAUGUGUCAAAUGUAUAAAAGGGAAGGUGUGAAUCAUGAGGUGGCUGGGGUUUGGUUGCAAAUUUGGUUUUGUUUUUAUUCAUUGUUUUUGUUUUGUAUUUAUAUAGCAGAUGAGCACACAAGAGACGCGACCAUGUGUUUCACUGUUGCCGUGGAAUGUGCGCUGCCAUUAUACAGAAACACAUGAAACUCCACACAUACAUACAUACAUACAUACAUACAUACAUACAUACAUACACACACACUUACAAGGAGACACAAACAAACACACAGUCAACAGGGUCACGUAGCACAUAAGAAAAACACACUGGACAGUCAAACCUUUGCCCUCCAUCCUUUCCCUCCCAACGCUGUCUCUCCUUCCUUAACUCUCCGUCACCCAGUUGUCUCUUAAUCUCACAUAUUUAUACAUUUUCAUAAGCACAGUUGCGCACCCUCUCUGCUCUCUUUUCUUGCCAUGUCUCAUCCUGCCUCUGCUCCCUCGCCACCUCUCAUGCUCCCUCACUGCUCUCUCCUCUUGCUUUCUGUUUGCCUUACUGCUGUUGUGGGUUUCUUGUAUUGCGCUGUUUUUGUUUUUUUCUCAGAAUUUUUUGUUUUUGUUUUUUGGGAUUCAAUAUAUUUAUAUAAGUGAUGUAAGGAAUAAAAGAAAUCUAUAUAUUUAGUGAUUUUUCUUUCUUUCCCCUUGAGUGAAAAGAUGUAGGUCUUCCUUUAUCCUUUACUCCUCCCAUCUUCAUCCCCCUCUCCUCUCCUACAUUUGUUUCCUCCUUACUGCCCUCUACCUCACUUCUUCGGCCCUCUCCUCUGACCCACACCCCCCCCCCCGCACCCGAGUUCCACCCCAACGCCCCGUUGUGUUUGCGUUUUUCGUUGACAGCUGUGCAGAACGUUCAGAAGAAGUAGUUAAAGUGCACAAUGAUUGCAUAUGUCUACUGUACAUUUUAUUUAAUCUGUUAUUUUUUGUUUGUUUUUAAAAAUAUAAAAGUCGAGAAAAAAUCUAUCAAAACAUC
Messenger RNA from Gymnodraco acuticeps, 5045 nucleotides. RefSeq names its product R3H domain-containing protein 2. The record is from RefSeq and is a predicted model, not a curated record. Gene Ontology annotation, molecular function: nucleic acid binding. Lineage: Eukaryota; Metazoa; Chordata; Actinopteri; Perciformes; Bathydraconidae. The transcript is spliced from 28 exons. Bases 682 to 3888 code for a protein of 1068 amino acids.